Molecule: messenger RNA, 3362 nt
Organism: Lytechinus variegatus (green sea urchin)
Lineage: Eukaryota; Metazoa; Echinodermata; Echinoidea; Temnopleuroida; Toxopneustidae
Product: intraflagellar transport-associated protein-like
Exons: 7
Coding region: 422-1336 (304 amino acids)
Biological process (GO): spermatogenesis; acrosome reaction
Cellular component (GO): cytosol; 9+0 non-motile cilium
Molecular function (GO): intraciliary transport particle A binding
Source: RefSeq, a predicted model, not a curated record
CUCUGACUCCCUCCUUAGUAUAUUUUAACCACAGAGAUAUGGGAACUAUGAUUUCAACGUAUUCAUGUACAUCGAAUGAAAUACUAUAUUGACUAUUGUAGCCAGGGGCCCGUAGCAACGAUCGUAGAACAUUUCAAUCUACGAUUGAUUCCAUUGACUACAAUGAACAACCUCAGAUGCAACUUUCAGAUCCUUGGCGCAUGGCUAAGCUGAGCGAGCUUCGUAACGUUAAAGCUAGCUUGUUGUCAUCAUCCGCCGCGCCGCGCCGCAGCGCAACAGCUCUUGGCCUUGGCCGCAUCAAAUGGGAGACGCAGAAACGUAGAAACUUCGAGCUCGAGCGGGCGGAAAUUUUGUAAUUUUAAACAUCUGUGGUUGUAUUCUUGCUCUUUGAAGGAAAGCAGAUGAAGUCAAUCAAGCGAGAAUGGAAAGCAGUCAACAACAGAGAGAGAACAGAACCAACACCUUAUCUGAGGAACACGUCCAGAGUGCUAUAGAGACGGUGCUAGCUAAUAGAGUCCAGACCUAUGAAGAGUUUAUGAGUGCUUUCACAGUGUUAACACCGGAUGACGUGAACCAGUUUUCUGCCCGGAGGUCAAAUCAAAGGGUCGAAGGUCAAGUUGCGACCCCUGAAGGGUCACAGGUGACUUCCCAAAUAUUUCAGAUGUCUUCUUCAUCACCCACUCCACCAAAUCAGCAAGGAAGGGGUGUUCAACAAGUUGAAGAGCUGGAGAUUGAGGAGUUGGGAGAGGAUUUCAUUAAUGAGAAGGAACCCAUUUCAUCUGAUGUCCAGAGAAAGUCCACAAAAUACACCAAGGUUGAUAAUUAUCUAGACGAACCGGACAGUGAAAGUGAGCUUCUCAGCGAUGAUGAAGAAAUCAAUUUCGAUGACUCCAGCACCAACUACGUGGCCUCGUUUGACACACAGACAGAAGCAGAGAGGGAAGCAGCAAAAAGUGUCCCUCCCACUGUCACUCCAGAGAUGGUGGAGAAAGUAAAUGAGGGAGAUAGUGUUUCUGAGACAAGUGUUCAAGAGAUUUCAGAAACAACGGGAAGACUGUCCGCACUGGAUCUCUACCCUGGUGAAGUGGAUGCUGCAGAAGACACAUCAUCCAGUCCUUAUCAUACUGUACACAUAACUCAGUUACCAAGUGCUACAGUCACUGAUCCACCUAUAGGAACUGAUGUAGCUGAAGGGAGUACCAAGGUGUCUGUGCCUCUGGAUGAUGUCCAGCCAUUCAGCAUCGAUCCCGACUUUGACUACGACAAUGUCAUCCUCACCCCCAAAUGGGCGCCUGGUCAUGGACCUCCAUCUGGAUUUAUGCCAUCUGGAAGCUGAGGAACCCCGAUCCGUUAACCCUCCUCCAACCGUGAGACUGGUGUGCAAUAUAUGGUAUUGGUGAAUCUGAGAGUGAGAGGGUUAAGUGUAGUAGACCCUUUAGAAGGGCAAUUGCUGCAUCUGUGUCUAGAUGAUUAGGUGUUACAGCAUCGGCUCAUGUCACUUGAUCAUCUGUGAACAUUGUGGUAAGCGUUUAAUAAUGGGAGGUUAUUUAUGAAAUGAUGCUGACUGUUUUUAUCUGACUGUUCCCAUAGCGACAGUCAGACACAUGUGUAAGAUAGAAAAUAUUUUUUUAUCUUGAGUGUAAAUGAUGUUAAACAUUCAAGGCAGGGGAAAUUGAUAUUUUAUGCUUUCGUAAUCUUUAAAACCAAUAAGCCAGAGCCACUUUGAAAAGCGCCAUCUCAUUACUCAUAUAGUACCUGUAUGAUCACUCAGCAUGCAACAUUCGGAUCAUGUAGUCUCAUAAUGCCAGCCCGCGGGUACGCAAAUAUUUUUUCCGUACAUGGGAGCACUAUGGUGCAUGAAUUAUUCAUGAGUUGAGCUAAAAAAUGAAGUGCGCAGGCGCAUGGACUUCGCGAUAGUUCUAUAGCUUCAUCAAUUUGUACAUUAAAGUAAUGAACGAUUUCUCUCUCCCCUCUCUCUUGCAAUCUCCCUUCCCCUGUAAUAGCUCGACUCUAUGCUCUGUCACACGCUCUCUGUUUCUUUAUGAAUCAUGAAUUGCGGGAUGAAUUGACUCGUCGUAAUGUCCUCGUCACCCCCAUCGGCGAAUAUCAGUGUUUCUUUUUCUAUGAUGGCCAAGUACUCUUUCUCUUUGCCCUCCCCCCACUUUUGGAUACUAUCUUUCUCCCCCUACCCAGCCUCUCGCACCAUCUCUGUUUCUUUAUGAAACAUGAAUGAAUGAAUGGAUUCAAAUAUUGCCCUCACUCCCCCCCCUCCAUCUCAAUCUCUGUUCCCUUCUCUCUAGUGUCACACUCCCCCCCUCUUUUUUCUCUCGACCUCCCUCUCGCAAUCUCUCCCCUUCUAUCUCAACUCGCCUUUUCCUUCCAUCCAACCUCGCUCCCCGCUCAAAUUUGUCAAUCUCAGUAUUCGCACAGCUCAAGUUUACCUCAAUUAACUGUCAAGAAAACCAUGGGUCUCAAAUGUAAAUUUCGUCACUCUGAAAAUUAUUUUCCAUUGCUAUAUCGAUUUAUACAAUCAUGUUAGGUUUAUUUCAUAAUAAAAAGGUUCUUGUCCUAAUCUAAACCUUAACAAUUUAGAUAUUCGCUACUUACAUGCAGUUUAAGUCAUUUUAUCUUCCAGGUUUGAACCCCUUCAUUCACUUUGCUUUUACAAGAUGUUGAUUAAUUUGUCCACCUAGGAUCAAAGUGAUUUUUAUUUUGUCUUUUUGAAAACUCACAAUAUUUGUCUAUAGGACUAUUUUCUUUUUGUUGUAUUGUUCUGUUUUUGUUUCCUUUGCUUAUCUACACUUGUAACAGGGCCCCCUGUGAGAACAGUAUGCAGGCUAUUCCCUGUAUAAACAGGACUUGAUAAUGAUAAUAAUAAUAGUAUGCAGUCAAACGGGUAACAAAGAAGUGAAACAACUGGGUAACAUUGAAGGCUUUGAGUCGGUUGAACACCUCCAUGAUUACCUGCAUGGCACCCUCAACGAAGUUGUUCGUGAUGUUUCCUCGAAGAGGCAGUUUUGCAGAUUGGUGAAGACAAAGAGCCCAAGCACUGCGCCUCGCGAAGAUAUCUGCUAAGUGCUCCUUGAAUUUUUGAUACCUUGCAACUACCUCAUCUUCCUGAAUCUGUAGAAAUCAGCUUUCUAGAUCUAAGGAGUUGUUGACAUAAAUAAGCUCCUUUAAGGUGUUAGGUAGGUGUGGACAAUCCUGCUUGCUAAUAUGGUUAUUUGUGUCCCACAACCAUCUCCAGAGGGCCUGUAGAAGGUGAAAAACACACAGGAUCAACGAUGACUGGGGAUACGCUGCAUGCAGUCCUUGACGGAGGGACUUGCAGUCGUCUGUCAUGAUAACUUGCGGCCCCGUUG